Molecule: messenger RNA, 1493 nt
Organism: Rhipicephalus microplus (southern cattle tick)
Lineage: Eukaryota; Metazoa; Arthropoda; Arachnida; Ixodida; Ixodidae
Biological process (GO): sensory perception of taste
Cellular component (GO): membrane
Source: RefSeq, a predicted model, not a curated record
AUGUUCAGAGCGGGCGUCUUCCCCGCCGAAGCCACAGUCUUGCCUUUUCAAGGAAAGGCAGUGCCGCUGAAACCUGAACGAGAACGGAACAGCAAAGCUGAAAAGAAGUCGAGUCCGUCCCCGUGGAUCAUCCUGAAACUCGCGCUGAUGUACAUCUACAGUGUCCACAUCGUGUCUAACGCCAUAGCCGGCAGCAUACGCACAAGUUCGUUGUCAUACAUCAUUGAAACCCUAACAUACACGACCCGGUCUCUUGUCUCCACAAUCACCACAACCUACUUCGUCGUCAAGGCGAGCGAGUUAAAACUUAUCACCGACGAGCUGACACAGUUCGAAGGAGUCCGGCCGACCAAGUUACUCGAUAAAGCCGCCUCCAAGCGCCGCUACCUCCGCUUCUCCAUAGUAUGUUACAGUUGUCUCUUGAUCGCCAUGACCGUCCUCUUCUUCGUACUGGUGCCCGCGCAGAAGUACUUCGACAAGUGUUUCUACGGAAUAGACCUCGCCACCGCCGGCAUACCUAACGGCCCCGCCAUUCUUAUAGGAUUGAUCGAGUGGGACUCUUACAACAUCCUCGUCACUGGAUCUCCUGUGCUGAUGACUAACUACAUCUAUCUGUGCGAUUACCUUCGGGGCCAGAUGCUCAGCUUCAGGGCUGCCGAGAGGGCAGUGCUGGACAGUGGACCCAUGGACGUCACCAAGUUCGAAAAAAUCCGGACCAUGUGUACCAGGCUCAUAGACGUGGAGCGACGGCUUGACUCCCUCUUUGCCCCAGCGGUCCUUCUUUGGUUCGUAGACUUGCUAGUCAAUAUAGUGCUGCCCAUCCGCACCCUGAUCAACGGCAUUGCAUCGUUCACCAUAGCAAACGUGAUGUCAUUCUUCAUCGAGGUCAUCUACUCGGUGUCUUUCUUCAUGAUCCUCUCUUUCUCGCUGGCUCAAGUCGACAAGGAAUACAAAGAAAUCGAAGAGGAGACGUUUCGGCUGCGUAACUCCGUGCCCACCGAAGACUGGCAGCUGGGCCAGCAGGUCACCUUGCUUGAAUCCGGCAUCAACUCGUCCAAGUUUACGCUGACCGGCUGGGGCCUGUUCGAAGUGGAUCGCUCCUUCAUACUCACCAUCGUCGGGGCCGUCGCUACGUACACCGUGGUGUUGAUUCAGUUGACACCUGGACAAGACACGUACUGAAAGGGCGUUUCGCUGGAAACAGGGAAAGUCCAGACUAGGUGUAGGUCACUAACCAACCAUGCCGAUCAGAAUCCACCGCGUUGGUAGUCAAAUAUGAUGUGCGCGGAUCAGUACACUUUAUACAGUUCUCGUUCAAAAACGUCUAUUUCGAUUAAGCUAUUUGCGGCUGAACGAGUUCUUACGCACUCAAACUUGAAAAAAAAAAUAUGCGCACUUAGUGACCUAACUCUCGAAUCCAAUUCAUACGUGCACGAUUUCCGACAUGGUGUCGAGAAGCACUGACAUUUAUUUCGCUGAUGGCAUUAGCAAAC